GCUGGGAUUUGAACUCCUGACCUUCGGAAGAGCAGUCGGGUGCUCUUACCCACUGAGCCAUCUCACCAGCCCGAGAAUCAUUCUUCCCUUAGCUCAGGCCACCAGACUCUGGGUUCCAUAGUUUACCGCUUCCAAGUCCCGGCUCAAUAUGCAGGUCUAACCACCUCGUAACAGGCAAAGCCUUGAGAGAGGCUCCAAGUUCUGCUCACUGGACGUUUUCAUCCUGUUUAUCUUUCACCUUGGUCCAAAAGGGACCUUUCUAUGCUGUAACUACUGCCACAACCUACCCUUGCGCUACAACAGUCCUUGGCUCCUGGCUAAUUUUUCUUUCCCUUCCACCUGCAGUGAUCCUCCUGCUCAGCCCCCUCCUGCUUAGUCAUAGGCUUGCAUCCCCACACCUAGCUCCCCUGUGGUCUUUGACACUUUGAAGCAACUACUGUGGCUUGACAAUGUACAGAAACCUAAAGAUAGCAUUGGUUGAAGAUAAAGGAAGGUUGUGCCACUCAAAGCCACUAUCUGGGUCCCCAUCUCCACCCUUUUACCUGUGUAAAGUCCAGGUGCCUUAGCUGGGAACUGAAGAAAAUGAGUUCACAAUCUGUUCUGCCUUUGCCUUUUGAAAAUAGCAUCUCGCAGGGCAGUGGUGGCGUGCGCCUGUGAUCCUAGCACUUGGGAGGCAGAGGCAGGUGGAUUUCUAAAUUCAAGGCCAGCCUGGUCUACAGAGAGCCCAGAGCUACCGGGAUUUCCGCAGGAUCCAGCCCCCGCCCAGAACUGCUAGAGAGGGAGGUGACAGCUGACUGAGUUGAGGAAACUCCCCAGGAACCUGUUUAUCCACUUCCUGGCCAGGAUAAGGCUCCUACUGAAAGGACAGGGACCCAGGCUGGCCAUGGCCACGGCCCUGAGUCCACCCCGGGGUCCCAAGCUCAAAGGUGCUCCACCUUCACACUACUACGAGAGCUUCCUAGAGAAAAAGGGACCCUGUGACCAGGAUUACAGGAAGUUCUGGGCAGGCCUCCAGGGUUUAGCCAUCUGUUUCUACAAUAGCAAUCGGGACUUGCAGCCCCUGGAAAAGCUGGACCUGAGGCUGUUUUCAAAGCUCAAAGAUGAGGCUCUGCUGAAAAGCUCACGGGACACUGCCUAUCACUUCAGCCUGGUUCUCCGGGACCAGGAGGUGAAAUUCAAGGUGGAGAGCCUGGAGUCUUGUGAGAUGUGGAAAGGAUUUAUCUUGACUGUGGUAGAGCUCCGUGUCCCAUCUAACCUAACCCUGCUGCCCGGACACCUGUACAUGAUGGCCGAAGUCCUGACCAAAGAGGAGGUACGGAGGGCAGCCGAGGUGCCCUGGUGCUUUCUUCAGGUGAGCAGGCUCGAGGCGCAGCUGCUCCUGGAGCGCUACCCAGAGUGCGGGAACCUGCUUCUACGGCCUGGCGGGGAUGGCAAGGACAGUGUGUCUGUCACUACCCGGCAGAUUCUCAAUGGGUCUCCCGUGGUCAAACACUACAAAGUGAAGCGGGCAGGUUCUAAGUAUGUGAUCGACGUGGAAGAUCCGUUUUCCUGCCCCUCGCUGGAAGCUGUGGUCAACUAUUUUGUGACGCACACCAAGAGGGCACUGGUCCCCUUCUUGUUGGAUGAGGACUAUGAGAAGGUUCUAGGCUUCGUGGACUCGGAUCGGGAGAAUGGCGAGAGUGCAUGGGCUGUGCCCUCCUCCCGAGGCUCAGGCCCUGCCCUCCCUGCUAAUGUCCCGAAGCCACUCCCACGUGUACCUGUGUCUGUGUCCAGCCAGGAAGACAAGUUGCCUCAACUACCUCCCCUGCCUCAGUUACCAGACCAGGAUGAGAACUACGUGACUCCCAUUGAAGACUCCCCAGCAGCUGAAUACAUGAAUCAGGAUGUGUCUCUCUCCAGUCAGGCAGUCCCCCUGAAGCCCAAGAAGCUGGCAAGGCUCCCAGCAAAACCCCCAAAGCCAUCGGUUGUGCCUAAGCCAGAUCUCAAAGCCAUUACCAGUGUUUGGACCAGGAAGCUAGGUGGAAGCUCGCCCCAGGCUCCCUCCCUUGUGACAAGACUUGGGGAUAUCACCGCUGAGCUGGAAGAGAAACUACAGAAGAGGAGGGCACUGGAACACUGAUCCAGGCUCCCAGGGUUCAGUGGGCUAUCUCUGAGUACAAUAGUCUUCUUCCAGCGCUAUCCUCACUCAGGGGAUAGGACACAGCCAGCUUGGUGCAAAAUGACCUCCCUCAAGUAAAGCAGGGAGAGUCCUGGUAAUUUUGGGGCUACCCUGAACUGUAUAGUGAGUUCCACGGUAGCCUGGGCUACAAAGUAAGAUCUUGUUUAAUAAAGCUAAAGCCAAACCCAAAA
Molecule: messenger RNA, 2349 nt
Organism: Mus caroli (Ryukyu mouse)
Lineage: Eukaryota; Metazoa; Chordata; Mammalia; Rodentia; Muridae
Gene: Stap2
Product: signal transducing adaptor family member 2
Molecular function (GO): signaling adaptor activity
Source: RefSeq, a predicted model, not a curated record